Grammomys surdaster is the source of this 2876-nucleotide messenger RNA. RefSeq names its product La ribonucleoprotein domain family member 4 (gene Larp4). Gene Ontology annotation, molecular function: mRNA 3'-UTR binding. NCBI's taxonomy places the organism in Eukaryota, Metazoa, Chordata, Mammalia, Rodentia, Muridae. Gene Ontology annotation, cellular component: cytosol; cytoplasmic stress granule. The coding region runs from base 89 to 2257 and encodes 722 amino acids. The record is from RefSeq and is a predicted model, not a curated record. The transcript has 16 exons. Gene Ontology annotation, biological process: positive regulation of translation.
AGUGUCCUUAUCCUACCGAUUGGGGCCCGGGCCUGUGAGCCAGUUGGAGUCGCGGCAGCGUGAACGAUCGGGCCGAGCGGAAGCAGACAUGUUGCUCUUCGUUGAGCAGGUGACAUCUAAAGGCACUGGUUUAAAUCCUAAUGCCAAAGUAUGGCAAGAAAUUCCUUCUGGAAAUCCUGAUGGCACUCCUGUAACUGAAACCUCUUGGCAUGAAACUGCAGCCACAUCUGGAUCUCACCCUGAGGGCAAUACAGAACUUUCAGAAGAUAUGUGUAAGGAAUAUGAAGUAAUGUAUUCUCCAUCUUGUGAAACCACAAGAAAUACCACAGACAUUGAAGAGUCAGCUGAUGGAUUGAUCUUAGGACCUGAAGACCUGAGUUACCAACUAUACGAUGUUUCUGGAGAAAGCAGUUCAACGAUUUCUACGGAAGAUUUAAAAGAAUGUUUGAAAAAACAAUUGGAAUUCUGUUUCUCACGAGAAAAUUUAUCAAAGGACCUUUACUUGAUAUCUCAAAUGGAUAGUGAUCAGUUUGUCCCAAUAUGGACAGUUGCCAACAUGGAAGAAAUAAAAAAAUUGACUACAGAUCCAGAUUUAAUUCUUGAAGUAUUGAGAUCUUCCCCUAUGGUACAAGUUGAUGAGAAGGGAGAAAAGGUGAGACCAAGUCAUAAGCGUUGUAUUGUGAUUCUCAGAGAAAUUCCCGAGACAACACCUGUGGAGGAAGUGAAAGCUUUGUUUAAAAAUGAAAACUGCCCCAAAGUGAUAAGCUGUGAGUUUGCACACAACAGCAACUGGUAUAUCACGUUCCAGUCAGACACAGACGCACAGCAGGCUUUUAAAUACUUAAGAGAAGAAGUUAAAACAUUUCAGGGCAAGCCAAUCAUGGCAAGGAUAAAAGCCAUCAAUACAUUUUUUGCUAAGAAUGGUUAUCGAUUAAUGGAUUCUAGUAUGUAUGCUCAACCCAUUCAGGCUCCAACUCAAUAUCCCUCACCUGUCUUCAUGCAACCAGUGUAUAAUCCUCAUCAGCAGUACUCAGUGUAUAGUAUUGUGCCUCAGUCUUGGUCUCCAAGUCCUGCACCUUACUUUGAAACACCACUGGCUCCCUUUCCCAAUGGUAGUUUUGUGAAUGGCUUUAGUUCACCAGGAUCUUAUAAAACAAAUGCUGCUGCUAUGAAUAUGGGCCGACCAUUCCAAAAAAAUCGUGUAAAGCCUCAUUUUAGGUCAUCCAGUGGUUCAGAACACUCAACAGAAGGCUCUGUGUCAUUGGGGGACGGACCAUUGAGCAGAUCUAGUUCAAGGAUCUUUCUUUCUGAAAGGCAUAACGCAACAGUAACGGGGCAUCAAGAACAAACUUACCUUCCAAAGGAAGCUCCCAUUUUACAGAUGGAACAGAAUGGAGACUUUGGAAGAGGCAGGAGAACUCUCUUUAGAGGCCGAAGACGAAGAGAAGAUGACAGGAUCCCAAGACCCCAGCCUACAGCAACUGAAGCAAAGGCUCCAACACCAAAGUUUGACUUACUUGCUACAAAUUUUCCUCCUUUACCCGGAAGUUCAUCAAGAAUGCCAGAUGAACUUGCUUUGGAGAAUAGAAUGUCUGAUGUUGUUAAAGGUGUCUACAAAGAAAAGGACAGUGAGGACGUGCGCGUAAGUUGCCCUGUGCCUGCAGAGGACGUACAGACAGACUGCAGUUCUGCACCACAGCUCAGCAUAAGUCCUAGCCCUCCAUGUACAGCUGAGCCUCCUGCGUUAAGCACAACUCAGCAAGAGAAGGAUCAAAUGGAGGAUUCUGUUGUUCCAAAGGACAUUCUCAAUCCAGUGACUGUACCAGUGUCUUCUCCAACUACUACAAAGCCAUCAAGGGCAAACGCCGCUUCACCUUGCAAUAGUAAUGUAAAUACACCUAUAGCUGUGGCCCUACAGGAACCUCGAAAGUUAAGCUAUGCUGAAGUGUGCCAGAAGCCUCCUAAAGAGCCGUCUCCAGUUCUUGUACAGCCACUGCGGGAACUUCGGUCCAAUGUAGUAUCCCCCACCAGAAAUGAAGAGAACGGAGCUCCUGAGAAGCCUGUUGAGAAGCCACAUGAGAAACCAGAAACAAGGGCUAGUAAGGAUCAUUCUGGCUUCCGAGGCAACACCAUUCCCAGGGGAGCAGCUGGAAAAAUCAGGGAACAGAGACGCCAGUUCAGCCAUAGGGCUACACCUCAGGGAGUGACUCGACGUAAUGGGAAAGAGCAGUACGUGCCACCCAGAUCACCAAAGUAAACCAAACUGUACAGAACUACUCAGAAACUUCCCUUCCCACGAAACUUGAGCCUCUGUUGAACUGUUUUGGAGGGAGGAAGUAGCCAGGAAAGAAUGGGAAGUAUGUCCCUAAAUAUGACGGAUUUUGGAAUUGUGAGUAGGAAGAGCCCAAAAUUCAUCUCUAAAUGAUUUUCAAAUGCUGGAGGAUUCCAAUCAGUAUAAAUAUAUAUAUAUAUAAAUAUACACACACACACAUAUAUAUAUAUAUAUAAGUAUAAUUUUUCUAUUUUUGUUUUUGAUUUUAAUUUGCAGGGUUUUUCUGCCUGGAAUCAAUUUUGAGGGUUCAGAUUUAGCUUGGGAGAAAAAAACAAAAAAACAUUAUACAUCCUUCAGUAUAGGAGAUGAGGGAGUGAGAGAAAAUAUUUUUUGAAGAAACAUUUCUGUAAAAAUUAGAAAUUACUUUUUUUAAUCUAUUUAAAGUUUGGCUUGAAGAAUGCUAUCUCUGACUAAAUGGCCUUGUGUUGCAAAGUAGAUGAGUGGCUGGGGAGUCUGUUCUGGGUCUGAGUGUGUGCAGAAGUGAUCUAAGCCAAAUCUGUUGUCAUGUUAGCGAAUGAUUUCAAAGCUGAAUGUAAUACUUGAG